Molecule: messenger RNA, 697 nt
Organism: Blastomyces dermatitidis ER-3
Lineage: Eukaryota; Fungi; Ascomycota; Eurotiomycetes; Onygenales; Ajellomycetaceae
Exons: 1
Coding region: 1-294 (97 amino acids)
Source: RefSeq, a predicted model, not a curated record
AUGGCAAACUUUGAUCCUGCUGCAGGUGAAGAUUUGUCCUACAAAGUCCUGAUUGUUUAUUGUUGUAGUAGGAGUAGCGGCAUUAUCAUUCUUUACUGUGCUGAGGGAACUCGAACUAUCCCCUCUCCGCCGUUGGUAGCCACUUUUAAAAAUGGAUACUACGGGCGAGAGCAUUCUGCUAGAAAGGACGCAUCUUUUAAGCCAAAGCUGGACCUGGAACUGGUUUUCCGUGGUCAACGUCAACGUAGUAGGGGAUCAAGUGUCCGCUCCGAUGUUCACGGGAAAUCACAAUAGACAACAGCAGAAAAUGCCGAAAACGAUAAUGGUUAUUGAUAUAUUGCGGAGAACAUCUGGCAUAACUAAGUUCUGAAAAAACAGCCAGAUUUUUCUUUGUUUCCUCCGCGUAAGACCAAUCCCUGGCAGCUUUAUGAGCCUCGGUCGCUGCUCAGGGGUAAUGCACAUCUUUCUUACAAGCUUUGCAGCUUGGAUACCAGAAACUUCGGAGGCAAAGAGGUUACAUCAUGCAUCUAGUUACUUGUUGCAGCAGUGACUUGGGUGCUGGGGCUAACUAGUUUGAGCGCAGGCAAAGUAAAGCGCCAUAUGAGCUCAAUGAGUUUCUCGCGCCUCUAGCGUCCUCGGGCAUGUAUGUCGUAGUUAAUUUUUACUACAUAACUUAAUAAAUCAUAAUUAAAUUUAC